Molecule: messenger RNA, 2814 nt
Organism: Sparassis crispa
Lineage: Eukaryota; Fungi; Basidiomycota; Agaricomycetes; Polyporales; Sparassidaceae
Exons: 12
Coding region: 1-2814 (937 amino acids)
Source: RefSeq, a predicted model, not a curated record
AUGCAAACUGCUCUGCCUUCUUCGACAAUUGAAUCUCGAGGAUGGUACGUCAUUCUUGGAGGACAGCGGCCUGGGAUUGUGGAUACCCCGCCAAUUAUGAGUGGUGGAAAAUUCUCCCCUGCUCUUCCGGUCUUGGUGAAGUGUCAUACGCAAGCACAAGCCGAGGAUGUCGAGCGAUUCAAUGAUGUCGUCAAACCACUGAAGCAUCUGGACGAGACUACUACCGAGGCGAUCGUCGACUUGAUCAAUCAAUCCUCGGUAACACCAACAAUUCUACGUGCUCACCAAAACUUCUGGUGUGUUGUCUAUGGGAAUAGAAGUGGGAUAUUCAUGUCCAAUACCGAGGCAAUAGCCCAGGUCAAUGGCAUGACAAAAGCCAUCUUCAGGCGGAUCUCCGAGCAGAAUGGCUCUGCAUUCAAGCGGGCACUGAUCUACAUGGUGACGAAGGGAGCCAGCGAGAAGGAUCUGAGCGAGCAGAGAGCAGAUAGCUUGAGCAUUGAUCCGCAGCUGAACAGCUUAAGCACCUCAUUCCAGACCCAGUUCACCAUGCGCGUGGAGCGUUCUGAGGACGUCUCUCACGCACAACCUUCUACACCUUCUGCACGUUCUCAGGCCCGUCAAGGCGCUAUUGUCAGCAAUGCGUCUAUUCGUGCCCAUUCGCCAUCACGACAGCCUACCCCAGUGCAGCAUGGAACACCAUCUCGGAGCAGCCGUCAAGGUUCUGCUCGACACUCCGAUGACUCCCAAGAUCACGAAUAUGCGGCUGCUGCCUCCGGUCCUCCACCUGUGUAUAUCUAUCAACACGUUCGAAAUUUGGCAGGGAUUGUGAAGACGCUGCUGGGACCCUGCACGGACUCGACACCAGCUCUCUCUCUUGGGCAUCAAGCGGAUGCAUACCUGCAAGCUCAUGGCCUGAGCGGAACGUUGGAGGAAUUCAUCGAGAAGUUGGCUCCGAAGGGCAUGCCGAUCAAGGAGAUUAAGUACUUAUGGUGUCUCUGUGGUCCGUCGGACCGGAUACAGUCCUUAGAAAUAUAUCACGUGAUGUUGUUGCCUAUGUGUUUUGCACUAAGAUCCUCGGAAAAUGGCCCAGCCCGUCUCCUUUCCAAGGCCCGCAAAGUGUCCACCACAAAGGUGCGCUUUCCUUGGCGCUCUUCUGCUGGACGCAAGAGCGUCAAACGAACCCCUGCGGAGAAGGCCGUGCGAGCAGAGAAGCGCCAGGAGCGCCGUGUGACUGUCCAUCAAGCUCUCUCGGCAGCUCAUGCUCACAUCAGGGAGGAAGCCGAGAAGCUCCAUGCCGAGCUUGGUGGUCACAACGUGGACUGGUACAUCCAGCAACUCAUGCAGGAUGCUCGCUCUUCGAGGGCAAAACGGGCCCCCAACCGUUGGAAUGCGUACCUCAGUGCUGAGUUGAAGAGGUUUAAUGCUGCACUACCUUCGGGCCAGACGGCAUACAAAUCGAACAACUUACCUCCCGAAAUCAAGGCAAAGUGGGAUGCAAUGUCCCCCGAGGAGCGCAUCACUAUCACCGAUCCAUUGUUGAAGAAUCUGCAGGAUCAACGCGAGACGAAGCAACUUGCCGUGCAGAACGUGCCAAUCAACGCAUUCCAUGACGUUCGUAGCAACUUAGCGAGUGUUCAAGAACAGCUCGAGGCAUUACACGCUCGCACUGGCACAGAGAUUUUGAUGAUAGCAGUCAGAUCGAGCAACGACCACUACAAUAGACCGCAUGUUUUCUUCAUGAGCGAUCGCCUCUCCGACUUCUUCACUGUUGUCUUAAGAACUCAGUUGGCGGAUGUCGCCAUGCAAAUGGAGUCCUAUUGUCUCAGCGGUAUACAGGGUCUUGUGAGUAGGUCUCGCGACCAAGUCGCCGAACUCAAGGCUCGUAUCAACAAAAUGAUUUAUGACAAGCUGCGUGCGGCUGCGGAAGUGGAGGUACCGCGGAUGUACUACACAAACUUUGAGAAGAAGAUCACUGAGAAGCACGCUGUUGUCAUAGAAGGCUGGCCCCUCGGAAAAUUUUGCUCACCGAGCGAUCUCCGGUCUCGCACGGAACUUGAAGUGUUGUACAAAGCAUGGGAGACCGGUGAGACGAGAUUCCGCAAGAUGUCUCGUGCGGAAUACGAGACAUGGGAUGAUUCUCGUUUCCGCGCUGCCCUCGAGAAUGGCCAUGACAACGAUGAGCUUCCCGUUCCUGUGACUGCAGUCUCACUGCGCGCGCCCAAUGGCACAUCCAUAGAGGACUUAUCCACGGUUCAUUCAUCACCCUCCCCCAUCACUGUUUCUGCUGACAGCAACACCUUUGCCAAUGAAGCCGGGGGAGCCCGUGUUGUGCCCGAUGGAGUACCGACCCAUAGUCAAGCGUUGCUGGGUUCGCCGGCGGUGACUUCGACGGUGGUGACUUCGACGGCGGUGACUUCGACUGCGUCGACUACACGCAAGAGGCCCGCCAAUGCAGCUGCUAACUCGAGUAACAAGCGGCGCAAGCAAGGACCCUUUCAGGACUUCGUCAAUGUCGUGUCAGGUGUCGGGGGGGAGCUGGUGGCUGUCACGAAGAAGCCGCGUGCGACGCGCAAGGACAAGGGUGUGCCGAGGAAGAAGAAGGCCAAGGGUCCCGCAAAUGACGAGAACGGCAUGCCAUCCUCGGGCAAUGCUCCCGCCAAUAUCGUUCCCGCUCAUGCGCUCCCCUCCGCCACUGCCGUCACCAUGAACAGUGCACUGUCAUCGGGCGACACCCACGUCAUCUCCACAGCUGCUGUAUACGCAUCUCCCUCUGCCAUGGCCACUACGAAUACUACUCCCGUCUCCACCAUGUAG